CUCUGGUUGUGUCUCGACAGCAUGAUGUUUGGGUUCGUGUUCCUGCUGGUGGCCCUGAGCAGAGGGGCCCUGGCCUCCCUACAGGAUAAACAAACCGACUUUGGCCUGAAGGUUUUCUCUCAGCUUGCAGCAGAUGUUGUUGACACCAACCUGGCUUUCUCCCCCUACGGCAUCGCCAGCGUCAUGGCCAUGGCUCAGAUCGGGGCAAAUGGAAACACGCAAAAGGCCUUGACUAAAGCUCUGGGCUUUUCUCUACGAGAGCGAGGAAUGCCUCGACAGCAGCGGCUCCUGCAGCGCGAUCUGGCCAGUGAGGACGGGUUGGACGUAGCCAGUGGGGUGAUGGUGGAGAGGAAGAUGAGUCUGGAGAAGAGGUUCCGCCACGCCCUGACCAAGACCUUCCAGACUCCCCCCCACCAGAUAGAUUUCAGCAAACCAGAGCAGGCGGUCGGCAUCAUCAACGCUUGGGUCUCCGAUCACACUGCUGGAGCCAUCCCAGCGUUCUUAGCGCCCGGAGCCCUGGAUGAUGAGACCCGCCUGGUCUUCCUCAACGCGCUGCACUUCCAGCGUCUGUGGAAAGUUCCCUUCGAUCCCAAACUGACGCAGGAGAGGAUGUUCCACUGCGCCAAUGGGAGUUCAGUUCCUGUUCACAUGAUGAGGCUCACCAACAACUUCAACUACGGCGAGUUUGUGACAGCGGAUGGCGUGGAUUACGAUGUGAUAGAGGUCCCGUAUGAGGGCGACUCGCUGAGCAUGCUCCUGGUUUCGCCCUUUGAGCCCGACGUCCCGCUGAGCGUCCUGAGCGCCGACCUGAGCAGCCAGAGGGUUCGGCAGUGGAGGUCGGAGCUGAGGAACGUCAGGAGGCAGCUGGCCAUGCCGAGGUUUUCUCUGAACUCUGAGGUGGAUUUGAAGAGCACUCUGCGGAAAAUGGGACUCGGAGAGAUUUUCAACUUGGCUACUGCUGACUUCACACGGAUAACCUCCGACGAGAGGCUGUGUGUAUCCAAGGUUCUGCAGAAGGUGAAGAUGGAGGUGAACGAGCGCGGCACCGAGGGAGCCUCAGCAACAGUUGCUGUCAUGUUCUCCCGCAUGGCUGUCCAGGAGAUUACCCUGGACCGACCGUUCCUCUUCCUCAUUCAGCACAAGCACACUGGUGCUCUUCUCUUCAUGGGUCAGUUCAACCAUCCUGAAUAACAACGCCUCACAGACCGACCGCCAUCAUCAACCCCACAGCGUGUGACUACUACUGCUUCUACGUCCUCCCGACGACCACGAAGCCGACACUCUACGUGUUUCAGCGAUGGUUGUCGUUAUUCAAGGACGUCCUUAUUUAUAGUGACUGAAGAAAAUUACUGGGAGUGCUUGGACUUCAUAUAGAAGAAAUGUAUAUCUUGGCUAUUUAUUUAUUGUUUUAAAUGUGUGAAGUUAGGGAGCUGAUGCAGAGGCAUUUCUUGUAAGAAAUAAGGUUCACAUUUAUUAAACGCCAUCAGACGGAGAGAUAGAGCUCUGACUGUGGCAAACUCAGAACAUCCAUUUAUUACCGAUACACACAAUUCCCCCAGGGGAACCAACCCACCCCUGCAUAUAAAGAACUUUCUCACACAUUUGGAGGAAAAACAACUUUAGUUCAUCAAGGCCCUGUUAGUUCCCUGUCAGGUUAAUCUAUCUUUCACUGGUCAGAUGGAUCUCCUAAUAACAGCAGUCCUCUCCUUCAUGCCAUGAAAGAGGCUCUGUAAACUCAUUCUAUAUCAUGAACUUCCUUUGGAGCCUGUGAGGCUAAGAACAGACAGACCUCAACAUUUUUUACUCCACAAAUGUCCGGGUUGAUAAAACAGAGAAGAAUUGAAGCAAUGCUGACAGGUUUCCAAAGACAGAAUUGCUUCUCUCUGCAUUUGUGCCAAAUAAUUAAUGUUUUUUUUUUUUAUAUUUAAAUGUCCUGAAAACUUAAUUGUGUAAUAUGUGUGUGUUGUUACAAACGUUUAUAUUUUUGCAAUGUUUUAAUUAAAGAUUUAUUAAUGUU
Cyprinodon variegatus (sheepshead minnow) is the source of this 2017-nucleotide messenger RNA. RefSeq names its product serpin peptidase inhibitor, clade E (nexin, plasminogen activator inhibitor type 1), member 1 (gene serpine1). Gene Ontology annotation, molecular function: serine-type endopeptidase inhibitor activity. The record is from RefSeq and is a predicted model, not a curated record. Gene Ontology annotation, biological process: negative regulation of endopeptidase activity; negative regulation of plasminogen activation; negative regulation of vascular wound healing. The transcript is spliced from 8 exons. NCBI's taxonomy places the organism in Eukaryota, Metazoa, Chordata, Actinopteri, Cyprinodontiformes, Cyprinodontidae. Bases 22 to 1191 code for a protein of 389 amino acids.